This is a messenger RNA of Manihot esculenta (cassava), 1849 nucleotides long. RefSeq names its product protein XRI1. Lineage: Eukaryota; Viridiplantae; Streptophyta; Magnoliopsida; Malpighiales; Euphorbiaceae. The record is from RefSeq and is a predicted model, not a curated record. The transcript is spliced from 9 exons. Gene Ontology annotation, biological process: male meiotic nuclear division; female meiotic nuclear division. Bases 701 to 1462 code for a protein of 253 amino acids.
UGGUUUAGGAAUGCGUGUUAUGUGAAGUGUUUCUACAAUUUUCUUUUCAAAAAAAAAAAAAAAAGAAGAAAAAAUUUAACUGCCAUUUUUUUCUGUUGUUUUGGUAGAGUGUUUUGUGAGAUGGGUUUUCAUUGACCUGCAUGUAUUUUAUUUUUUUAAUAUCAUCCAUGGGAGAUUUCCGGUCUACAUUUUACUUCUAUUUAUGUAUCUAUUUAUACAUUUAUGCUGGUUUUGUUAAUUUCAAUUUUUUUUUCUUUUUUGCUCUUUUUGUUUGUUGAGUUUGCUGGAUUUAUCUUGUACUGUUUGAUGGUAAAAUGAUGAUAAUGAGGAUGUGGGCUCUGAACAAAUUGGUGGGUCAUUCUAUUUUUCUUUCCCCUUUUUCUUUUUUCUUAUGUGUUUAGAUAAUUUAUAAUGAAAGCAAAUUGCCAAAACACAUAUCAUUGUCUAAAGUUUUCAUCCUGCUUAGAUCCAAACAAUAAAAAUGUUUUAUGAUUUUUCCUUUGGGCUACAAAAUUGGAUGCAAUGGGCCGAUUGUUAAUUUUUUCCCAACUCUGGUUGAUUUUGUCUGCAAAUUUGUGGCAAUGGAGAACAUUGGGAUUGGCAAGGGGAGGAUUAUUGUCUUCAAAAGGACUCCAAUUAUGCAGAUGGAUCUCAAUGUUUAUGGAAGGAAGUGGCUCUGAAUGAGGAAGAUCUUUCUUACAUGUUAGAUGAAACAACCCCAGUAAAGGCUUGUGGGGAUUUGGCUUACAAUGUUAAUAAUAGUGAUAACAUGCAGAAGGAACCAGAAGAACGAAAAGAAACCUUUUCACAAUUAAAGAGGCGCCGGAUGUUACAGUUUGAUACUCAAGCCGUUGAUUCCCCUUUUUGCAAUGAAGAGAUGCUGUCCGUAUUUCUAUCAAAUGGGAGGGCGGACUCACUUGAUGAAGUAUUACUGCAAGCAUCCGAUUGGGCUCCUGGGUUUUCAGAUGUUUCCGCCUCCAGUUAUGAGGUCCUGGAUCAGUCAUCUGAGAGGUGGCUGUCUGAAUGCCUUAAUGACACUGAGAUGCAGUCUAGUCCCAAUGAUAUGAAUUUUGCUGGCGUAUCUGAUUUUCAAAUUGAUAUUUCGGAGUUCUGCAAUGGUCCACUUGGAAAUGAAGCUAAUAUGGCUCCAAAGCAUGUUGCCCAGACUCCGCAGAAUGUAGUUUUUAAAGGAAAGAAGUCUUUUAUACGAACGCCCUCUAAGUUAGCUUCAUCUAUUGUCUAUCCAUUUGCCUUCAUCAAACCCUGUGGGUUCCAUGGAGAUGUUACUCUGAAGGACAUAAACCAACGGAUCCACACUCCACCAUCCAAAUCAAAGCAAAAUGAUGAAGAUCCUGCUGCAUUCCCUACUUCAGCUUUCUCGGGGAAGCCUGUUGUUGGCAAAACAAAAAUUCGUACUGAAGGUGGAAAAGGAAGCAUAACAAUUAUGAGAACCAAAGGUUGACUAGCUAAGUGUCUUUCCAAACUUCUGGUUUGCUGGCCCAAUGGACUUGUCCCAUUAUGUUACUGGGUCGAGUUCUUUUUCUAAACCUACUUUUUGCUCUGUACUAUUCUUGGGCUUUCAAGUAUAAUAGUGAAAUUUUUGUUCAGGUUGUUCUUGGAAUUCAUACAUCACACUAAAGUGUGUAUGUUUUCCAGGUAAUAUUUUAGGCAUCAAUGGCGGUUGUGUCAUACAUAUUUGACCCUUUUUUUAGGACUAAUGAAAGAAUCCUGUGUAGUUUUUCUGUCGUCUUCAGAAUUGCCUUGUUACUGCUCUCUCUGAACUCCUCUAGCACUACAUGUGCAAAGCUGUGUAUUUGAAAGUUGUAUUUAACAUGGAUUAGAAAGCACC